Ipomoea nil (Japanese morning glory) is the source of this 1429-nucleotide messenger RNA. Its product is annotated as auxin response factor 3-like. The transcript is spliced from 4 exons. NCBI's taxonomy places the organism in Eukaryota, Viridiplantae, Streptophyta, Magnoliopsida, Solanales, Convolvulaceae. The coding region runs from base 1094 to 1363 and encodes 89 amino acids. The record is from RefSeq and is a predicted model, not a curated record.
UCGGUAUGCCGGCGGUGGCGUUCUCUCAUCUCCUCCGAUUAUUUUAUCACUUUUUUCCACCACCGUCGCCACGACCCAUCCCUUCCGCCACUUGACGAUCACGAUUCGUUGUCGUAUAGCAUGCUAAUCCAAUUUGCAUAUUCUGAUUCCGACUUGUGUUCGUCGCUGGUUCGCUGCCGAUACACCACCACGCAUACUGCCGCCGGUGCCAAAUUGUACGGCCACCACAGGCUUGAUUUGAGUUUUCUUCCCUGUCCCCAAACCAAAGUUAAAUUCAAGGCUUCGUGUGAUGACUUAGUUUUAUGCUCUUUUAAGAACACAUUUUUCUAUGUGUGCAAUCUGCUAACCAGGCAAUGGGUUGCUCUUCCUCCUGCCCCCCGCUUCAUAGACCAAGCCAUUGGCCUCCUUUGCGUUCCUGUCCCCAAACCCUGCUCCAUUUGCCACCUUCAAUGUGACACUAAUAAAAAAUUUAUGGUGGUUCGAAUUCAUAGAUACAAUGAGGGUGUGCCCCAAUCCACGUUCAAACUUCAAUUCUUUUCGUCCGAGGAAGGUAAAUGGACAACACGCCUGGUUUCAUCCCCACAGCCCUUGACCACUUUCACGCCUUACACCUGCUAUGGUUCUACCCGGCGCAAGUCUUACAGCUAUCUUGUUGCACACAAGGGGCUUCUGCAUUGGCAGAUUUGUAGUUCGGUUGUGGUGUUUGAUCCCUUCAAUACUCCGCAAACGUUUUCCCAUGUCAUAGAUCUGCCACUGGAGUCACGAGAUCACUGCCCCAGCACCAUUGCAGUAUGCCGAGGUCGAGUUUGCGUACAGAUAUGGUUCUGGUCUAAACUUCGUGGUGUGAAAUGUUCAUGGGAUAUAUGGGAGCUUGAGGAGUACGUGAUGGGAGGGAAAUGGAAUUUGGUGCACAAGCAUAUCGAUGAAAGGCCUGGGUUUUAUUGCGUGGAAUAUGUCCAUCCUGAUGGAAAUAUACUGUAUCUGAGGAAGAAUCGUAGUGUAUGGCUUUGCAACUAUGAAUGUGAAUGUGGAGAGGUGGAUGAAGAGUACAAGUUAAUUCACCGGACCGAUGGUAGACAUAAUCUAUUUUUAAAUGGGAAUAUCCUUCAAAUUGUUGACCAGUGGUGGCCAACACCACCACCAGCACUACCGACCACCUCUAUAUCUACAUCACAUGAUUAAAAGUUGGAGUGCAUUUGUCAAUAAGAAGAAGCUGGUUUCUGGAGAUGCUGUGCUUUUCCUAAGGCCUAGUUCAUCAGAAUUUAUUGUGCCUUACCGCAAAUUCUCAAGAAGCCUCGUACAUUCUUUUUCAGCUGGAAUGAAUUUUAAACAGAAGAUGCUGCAGAGAGUUUUGACAGGCUGAAGCAAUACACUGAAUCCACUACUGCAAUGCACGAAGAAAGAAGAAAUUGACAAAGAUGAAUUUGUG